AGAGUCGUAAAAGAAUCAGAGAUGUACGUGACAGGGGAAAUGUUUUUGUGAUGUAAAUAAGGUCUGAAGUGCUUGCGGUUGAAACAUGUCAACAUUGGGAUGUGAAUAAAACAACAUCAUUGUCAGUCAAAUAAUAGUAGUGAUUCUACAAAUAUCUGAUUAUAUAGACUGAAGAAUUUGGAAAUUCAUCGACAUAAUUAAAUAAGGAUUUUUUAUGGCUUCAGACAAAGAAAAGGAAAAGAUUGUGACAAAUCAGCAAGAAAAUUUGCAGAUAAGUCACAACUACUAUGGAAAAAGCAGCACAUUACCAGUAACUGUAGACAUGACUGACCCUUCAAGUGAAGAUGAUGGUGUCUUGAGAGAAUGGGCACCAUUAGAAGAUUUGCUACAGCAGAUACCCUUGAAGGCACAACGUGGUUUGUUCACACAUGAGCUAAGCUUAACCUGUGUGGAUAUUUUGCCUGAAUACAUAGCAGUUGGAACUAAUCUUGGCUUAGUAUACUGGUAUGGUCGGCGUAACCGUGAUUUGCAGAGGUUACGCUGUGAGAACACAGCUGCUUCUGUCACAUGUGUGAAAGUAAUAUCAACAGUUGAUUAUAUGGUGGCAGCAGGUAAUGACCAGGGAAGUGUAACAGUAUUCCAGAUUCCAAAGAGCCCUCCAGAUAAUUUACCUGAAAGUAUGAAACCUAAAAGAAACAAACAAGUUGAGAGGUACACCAUUAGUGGUCUCCAUACAUCAGCUGUUACUGCCAUUGAGUGGAGUAUGAAUGGAAUGAAGCUUUUUAGUGGAGACAAAAAUGGUCUAGUUGUUCUAACAGAAAUAGAUUUUUACAUGCAUUUAAGCAAAUCAGUUGAACUACUGAAUGAGAAGUAUGAAAUCGUGCAGCUUAGCUACAGUCAGCAGCUAUUACUCGUUUCAACAUUGUAUCGCAGCAUCCUCUGCCACCGUGAUGACCGCUGGAAGGUGGUACAAGUUGGACAAAAAGAAAGAAAAAUGCUUGGUCAUCUAGGUGCAACAUUAUCUCCAGGUACCGGCAGACCUCAGGAUCUGAUCAUUUAUGCCAGUCGGCCGGGUCUUCGUAUUUGGCUUGCAGACAGAAAUGGUGUAGUCCAGCAGACACUCAUAUACAAGGAUGCACUUUCUGACCAUCACCCAGAAGUGCCACUUAUUAACCCUCUACCAGAACGUUUGAGGACUGUUCGUGGAGAUCCUCAGUUUGGGCCUGUCAGGCAGUUUCAUGGGAAUCUGCUUGUUACCUAUAGUCCUGACUCUAUAUACAUUCUCGAUCCAUCCAAUAUCUCUGUUGUCGGAACUGUGUCGGGCCUUCGGGGUGUACUUGAUGUGUCUGUUUCAAGAGAUGAGAUUUUUGUGCUAGAAGGUGGUCGAAGUUUGAUUCGUUUGGCAUAUGGACCUGAAGCGCCUCCAGCGCCAUCAGAAUUGCAAGGAUACAGACAGGAAAAUCAGCAGGAUCCCACAUUUAUGUCUAUACCUGUAUCACUGACAGACAACACUGUAACACUGACAUUGCGUGGAUUCACUUCAAAAUUCAAAGGAAGCACAAUUGUUCCGGCUAUACCAUUCAAUAAAUUUGGAUUAUUCAACAGAUUUGAUGGAAGUAAUGAGCCCAUUGAGCAUGAAGACAUUAACCCUAUUAUUACAGCAGACGAGGCCAUGGAACUUCCUCCCAUCAUUGCUAUGCCAGCUGAUGACUUGGUGGAACUUAAUGUGGAGAGAAAACCUUUACAUUCAGAAAGUUCAAAAAUUGACGAGAACAAAAUUUACAAGGAAUAUUUUAACAGGGCUCAGAGAGGAAGUCUGAACAAUCACAGAGGAUCAAAUGUUUCGUUAGACAGCUCAAGAGCUGAGAUACUUGAGAAAAUUGGGGAACAACAGUUUGAAGACAUCCUUUUCAAACCAAAACAUGGAAAGAACAAAUCAAGAAAAGUGGCCAAAAAUAAACACCUUUCAGGACUGGAAUCUGGAUCUGACUCUAUGAGCACAAGUACUAACAGCAUCCGUUCAGUUAACUCUGACAGUGAAGAGGCUGGUAGCAGCGAACAAGUUAGUGGCAGUACUGACUGCGCCAGUACACCAACCAGGUGUAUUGACCCUAGUUCCUCGGAAGAUACUCUUGUGAGACUCAGUGAUUGUGUUGUAAGUGAAAAGACAGAAGUUGUGAAUGUAAAUGGUUUGAUCUCUGACAGUAGCAGGAAACUUGGAGAAAUCACUUUAAGCCAUAGUUCAGAAGAGAAAGACUGCAUAAUACCUCACAUUAAGCCUGACUUGAGAAGUCCCGGUUCAAUAGAACGAGAUGUUGCAGAUAAAGAAAAGCGUCUUGCAAAAUUUCUUAACUUAGAUACUUUAUACAAAGAUGCUUCAGCUGAUCCAGAAGGUCCUGUAACAAAUGGUGAGCUUUCUGAGUGUGUGACAAAUGAAAACUCAAGCAAGGAUUUAGAAAGUCCUAAGCCACAAGAAGAUGCUUGCCAUGAUGUGAUUGCAGAUUAUAAGUGCCCUACAGAUUAUACUAGUAAUUCCACUAAAGACUGUGAAUAUUCAAAUUCAGUAGAAGUUUCUGAUGAGAAACUUUCAUCUUACAAUAGUGUACUCAGUUAUGGACCACCUUCGGGCAGCAGUGCACCACCUAGUGUCCACACUUCACUGGAUACUUAUUCACCUGGUCAACAAAGUGAUACUGUAGUAACUGAAAUAUCACCAAUUGAACGUGGGGACAAGUGGGUUCAGUUCAAAACUCCCUGCCCCAUCACCUCACUGUCUGUCUGUUCUCAUUAUGUUUGUUGUAUUGAUUCAAGAGAUUUUGUAUUCUUCAGCAAUUUUAGCCGUUUGGGAUUGAAGUGGCAGAAGCUUGAUAAUAAAGCUAGACAGGUUGUCAUGUCACAGAAUGGAGACUUGGUGUGGAAACUGUACAAAAAUACAGCUUAUGCUCUCAAACAGCCAUCUUGUAAAGGUCCCUUUGGUACUCAGUGGUUAGAAGCUGCUAAAGACGUGCAGUGUAUAGCUGUGUGUGAGUCAGCAGCAUGGACCGUCUCUCUUGAUGGCAGAGUGUACAUCCAUAAAUAUGUAACAAGAGAAAGGCCUUUCAGUACACCAGAGCAGGUUCCUUGUGUAUACAUGGCAACUCGUAUAUGUUGCUUCAGAGAGAGAGUAUGGAUUCUUACCACAACAGGAGAAGUUCUCUGGAGAUCUCAUAUUAGUGAGAAAACCCCUGAGGGAAGAAAAUGGAAUAAAGUUGAAGUACAUAAUGUUGUAGACAUAGCUCUUGGGUGCCAUGAGACUGGUUGGCUCAUAGACUCAAAAAAUACAAUACUAUUUUCAGAUGACUUCACUGAACCAAAACCUUCAUGGUGGCAGGUUUUAGUGAGUGACUAUGUUUUCCAAGAGACGACACCACUGGAACAGUUCCGAAACAAAUUGACUGAUAAUUAUCUUUGCAAUCUUCGGCCUCAGUGUACUGUAAUUGUGGCAUGUGGUGAAGACACAUUAUGGAUAUCGGAAAAAAUGGCUACUUAUGUGUAUAUGAACAAGACAGAAUUCACAGGUCAUCAGUGGAAUGGAGUGAAUAUGAGGUUAUUGUACCCAGCUAUUAAAUGGCAGAUGGUGAGUGCCGAAGGCAUACAUGAGGAUAAAGGCCAGUUGUGGUUGUUCUCACAGGAUGGCAAUCUUUAUUGCUCAUCACCAGAUCUGCUUAACUUGCAGCCUGUGGACUUGCCAAGUACUUCUCAAGUGGUGUGCCUUGCUGCCACACUGCGGGCAGCCUGGCUACUUACUGCUCAAGGGGAAGUCUUUAGUCGACAGGGGCUCAGUGAUACUUGCCAUAAUGGAUAUAAUUGGAAACGACUUGAUUUAUCACAAAUAGAUAAUGUUCGGUUCACUCAUGUGUCUUGUGGGCGAGAUGUCAUCUGGGCGUGUGAUGCACAAGGAGAUAUUUAUAUGGCAUUUGGAAUUCCUCAAUCUGUUUCAAGUUCCACGUUCUCUCCUGCAUGGAUACCAACGGAUGAAAGAACUCAUACCAAGAUUCAUUUUGUCAAAGUAUACGUUGGACCUGUAGCAGACAUGGUGUGGGCAAUUGAUGUCAGGAGGAAAGUAUAUAUUAGAAAAGACAUACUACCAAAUUUUCCUCUUGGCAGUGGUUGGGUGCUGGUCUCUGGAAUUGAUGCUGUUGCACUGAGUAUCAGUGGGACUGCUGUUUGGGCAUUGGAUCCAGGAGGCAAUGUGUACAGGCGGUAUGGCAUAUCACCUUCCAAUUAUGUUGGUGAUUACUGGAAAAGGAUACCUGGAGCUGUGAGUGCUCUUACAGCUUCUGUGAAUGAUGAUCUGUGGGCCAUUGAGAAGAAGGGGUCUCUUUUGAGGCAUCGACCAAAGACUGUAAAACUGUCAUUACAGCCACAAGAAUCAAAGAGUCAGGACUCUCAGGUGGCACCAGAUGAGGACUGGGAAGUCAUAUGACAAAAAAAGAGUGGCACUCUUAAUGCCAUUACACAGUAAUCAAACUUUCCUGAUGGAAAUGACUUUUGAAGCUGCAUCAGCUGGAUAUGGAUAUGUUCACAUAUUGUGUAUGUUUAAAUUUGUUGAGUUCCAUAACAGAAUGUAAAUUCUGUCAUGUUUUAUUUACAUUACAUUUUUGUAAGCCAGUGUAUAGCUAUUUGUUCUUUAUAUCCAUGUCAUACUUUUAAGACUAUGUUACCUUUACAUUGAUAUUAGAAUGAAGCUAAGUUGAGAUUUUCAUGAUGAUGUGUGUAUUUCACAGCAUUUUCUUUGCCACACCUUCUUUCUUCUUUGUCUGAACACAUUGUUCAGAUUAUAUUAGGGAUGAAACUAUUCCCUACUGUAUUACUAUCUCUUUUUGUGCAGUGAUGCCUGUAUUUUCCUUCCAAUUUGUCUAUAAUGAAUUUUGAGCCAAAGAAGUACAAUAGGUGGCAGUUUGUUUUAAAAUCUUGUGAAGUGUUAUAUUUUUAACAGUUAACUAAAACAUUUUGUGAGUAAAAUAUUUCAAAAUAUAUAAGCUAUGCCACCUGUAGUUUACAAAAAAAAUCCUUUCUGUACACAAUAAAGAUGAUGACUGGUAUUUUUUUAAAUAAAUAUUUGUGAUGGAAUCAGUUUUCAUCAGAAGCCAACUUAAUAACUGUGAUGCAAAAUAAAAUAAUUGGUGCAUUUAAUGAACUGUUACUAUUAUCUAAAUGUUAAGUGUGUGUUGUAAUUAUAUUGAACUACCACAGUAUGGAUACUAUUCUAUCAUAGACACAUUUUUUUAUUAUUUUUCACAGCAUUUACAGCAAAUCUUUGCAUGUCAUGUGUUUCGUUUAAUAAACCUACAGUUUCUUUUUA
This is a messenger RNA of Schistocerca gregaria, 5344 nucleotides long. Its product is annotated as tectonin beta-propeller repeat-containing protein 2. NCBI's taxonomy places the organism in Eukaryota, Metazoa, Arthropoda, Insecta, Orthoptera, Acrididae. Gene Ontology annotation, molecular function: protein binding. The transcript has 18 exons. Bases 215 to 4465 code for a protein of 1416 amino acids. The record is from RefSeq and is a predicted model, not a curated record.